AGCCUUAUUGACGGACUGUACAGUAGUGUUAGCUUAGUUAGAGCUGGUUUGCGAACAACAUAGAAUAUGGAUUCUCCUAUACUGGAACCCUCCUUAUACACUGUCAAAGCUAUUCUAAUUUUGGACAAUGAUGGAGACAGGCUUUAUGCCAAGUAUUAUGAUGACACCUACCCUACAGUGAAGGAGCAGAAGGCGUUCGAAAAGAAUAUAUUCAACAAAACGCACAGGACUGACAGUGAGAUCGCAUUACUGGAAGGCUUGACUGUUGUCUACAAGAGCAAUAUAGAUCUUUUCUUUUAUGUGAUUGGAAGUUCACAUGAAAAUGAGCUUAUGCUCAUGGCUGUUCUGAACUGCCUUUUUGAUUCCCUCAGUCAGAUGUUGAGGAAAAAUGUUGAGAGGAGAGCCUUGUUGGAGAACAUGGAGGGACUCUUCUUGGCUGUGGAUGAAAUAGUGGAUGGAGGGGUGAUCUUAGAGAGUGACCCUCAGCAAGUUGUUCAUCGAGUGGCCCUCAGAGGUGAUGAUGUACCUUUGACAGAACAGACAGUCACCCAGGUGCUUCAGUCUGCCAAAGAACAGAUCAAGUGGUCGCUCCUACGAUAGUCACCCUCGUGCCUGCUCAUCAGUGAGUCACUGUUCAGAACAGACCACAUGGCACUAAUCCUCAAGCUUUUUCUCCUCCAACUUCCACCGUAGAUGAUGCUGUGAGAAGUACCUGUGAUUGAUCCAGUCACAGUUCAGGACUUAUACUUAAAAAAAGUUUGAUUUUCCAUAUUUUUAUCUGCUCAGUCUCAUGUAUGAUCAAAAUGAAGAUAAAAUGUGUACAUUCCACCAAUGGAUUGUAUUUUUCUUUUCUCUUAAGAAGCUGAUUUUUUUUUUUUAUUAUAACUGAGCAUAUGUCGAUGUUUCACAGCAUCUUCUCCUCUCACAUCAUUCCAUGUAUCUCCAGUAACGAAGUAUCUUUUGAACAGCAUGCUGUCAUCUUCUCCUGAUUACUGUAAAAUAAAGCCACUUUGAAUUUU
Molecule: messenger RNA, 1019 nt
Organism: Nematolebias whitei (Rio pearlfish)
Lineage: Eukaryota; Metazoa; Chordata; Actinopteri; Cyprinodontiformes; Rivulidae
Gene: copz1
Product: COPI coat complex subunit zeta 1
Exons: 9
Coding region: 67-600 (177 amino acids)
Biological process (GO): retrograde vesicle-mediated transport, Golgi to endoplasmic reticulum; intra-Golgi vesicle-mediated transport; intracellular protein transport
Cellular component (GO): COPI vesicle coat
Source: RefSeq, a predicted model, not a curated record